Tympanuchus pallidicinctus (lesser prairie-chicken) is the source of this 5307-nucleotide messenger RNA. It is a transcript of the gene DNM3, whose product is annotated as dynamin 3. The transcript is spliced from 21 exons. The record is from RefSeq and is a predicted model, not a curated record. Gene Ontology annotation, molecular function: microtubule binding; GTP binding; GTPase activity. Bases 69 to 2660 code for a protein of 863 amino acids. Gene Ontology annotation, cellular component: microtubule; cytoplasm; membrane. NCBI's taxonomy places the organism in Eukaryota, Metazoa, Chordata, Aves, Galliformes, Phasianidae.
CGCAUGCGCAGUGCGCCGGCCGUUACCUGUCAGCGGAGGCGGCGGGCGGAGGAGUCGGCGGCGGCGGGAUGGAGGGGCUCAUCCCGCUCGUCAACCGGCUGCAGGACGCCUUCGCGGCGCUGGGCCAGAACUGCCUGCUCGACCUGCCGCAGAUCGCGGUGGUGGGAGGGCAGAGCGCCGGCAAGAGCUCUGUGCUGGAGAACUGCGUCUCCAGGGAUUUUCUUCCACGAGGUUCUGGGAUUGUAACAAGACGACCAUUGGUGUUACAGCUUGUCACUGCCAAAACAGAGUAUGCUGAAUUUCUACACUGCAAAGGAAGAAAGUUUACAGAUUUUGAUGAAGUUCGUCAGGAAAUUGAAGUAGAAACAGAUAGAAUAACAGGAGUGAACAAAGGGAUUUCUUCAAUUCCUAUUAAUUUAAGAAUAUAUUCUCCACAUGUACUAAGCCUGACUCUUAUUGACUUACCGGGAAUCACUAAAGUGCCAGUAGGAGAUCAGCCUCCAGAUAUCGAGCAGCAGAUAAGAGACAUGAUAAUGCAGUUCAUCUCUCGAGAAAACUGUUUGAUAUUGGCCGUGACUCCAGCUAACACGGAUCUGGCCAACUCAGAUGCUCUGAAGUUAGCUAAAGAAGUAGACCCUCAAGGCCUUAGAACCAUUGGUGUGAUCACAAAAUUGGAUCUGAUGGAUGAAGGAACAGAUGCAAGAGAUGUUCUAGAAAAUAAACUACUUCCUCUUCGUAGAGGUUAUAUUGGUGUUGUGAACAGAAGCCAAAAGGACAUUGAUGGGAAGAAGGACAUAAAGGCAGCUCUUCUAGCAGAAAGGAAAUUCUUUCUUUCCCACCCAGCAUACAGGCACAUGGCAGAUCGGAUGGGAACGCCGUAUCUUCAGAAAGUUCUAAACCAGCAACUUACCAAUCAUAUUCGGGAUACCCUGCCAGCCUUCAGGAGCAAACUUCAGAGCCAGCUGCUUUCUAUAGAACAUGAAGUAGAGGUAUACAAAAACUUCAGACCAGAAGAUCCAACCAGAAAAACAAAAGCCUUGUUGCAGAUGGUACAGCAGUUUUCAGUGGACUUUGAAAAAAGAAUUGAAGGAUCAGGAGAUCAGGUCGAUACACUAGAACUUUCAGGUGGUGCCAAAAUCAAUCGUAUUUUCCAUGAACGUUUCCCUUUCGAACUAGUGAAGAUGGAGUUCAAUGAGAAAGAGCUGCGGAGAGAAAUAAGUUAUGCAAUCAAGAACAUACAUGGUAUCAGAACAGGUUUAUUUACUCCAGAUAUGGCAUUUGAAGCUAUUGUUAAAAAGCAGAUAGUGAAGCUGAAAGGACCUUGCUUAAAAAGUGUGGAUCUAGUGAUGCAGGAGUUAAUCAACACUGUCAAGAAGUGCACUAAAAAGUUGGCAACCUAUCCAAGAUUAUGUGAGGAAACAGAAAGAAUUGUUGCUGGCUACAUUCGUGAAAGAGAAGAGAAGACCAAGGAUCAGGUGCUGCUGCUGAUUGAUAUCCAGGUUUCUUACAUCAACACCAACCAUGAAGACUUCAUUGGCUUUGCAAAUGCCCAACAAAGAAGCAGUCAGGUUAACAAAAGUGCAGUGGGAAAUCAGGGAACCAAUCUACCGCCUUCAAGGCAAAUUGUCAUCCGGAAGGGCUGGCUGACCAUCAACAAUAUUGGCAUCAUGAAAGGAGGAUCCAAGGAAUACUGGUUCGUUCUAACUGCAGAAAGCCUGUCUUGGUAUAAAGAUGAUGAGGAAAAAGAGAAGAAGUACAUGCUUCCUCUGGACAACUUGAAAGUGCGUGAUGUUGAAAAGAGCUUCAUGUCUAGCAAACAUAUCUUUGCAUUGUUUAACACGGAGCAGAGGAAUGUUUACAAGGAUUACCGUUUCCUUGAACUAGCCUGUGACUCCCAAGAAGAGGUGGAUAGCUGGAAGGCAUCUCUGCUACGAGCCGGUGUCUAUCCUGAUAAAUCCUCAACUGAAAAUGAUGAGAAUGGCCAAGCGGACAAUUUUUCAAUGGACCCCCAGUUGGAGAGACAGGUGGAGACAAUUCGAAAUCUGGUGGAUUCCUACAUGUCUAUUAUCAACAAAUGUAUCCGAGAUUUGAUACCGAAAACAAUCAUGCACCUUAUGAUCAAUAAUGUGAAAGAAUUUAUCAACGCUGAGCUCCUGGCUCACUUGUAUUCUUCUGAGGACCAAAAUACUCUAAUGGAGGAAUCAGCUGAGCAGGCACAGAGGCGAGAUGAAAUGCUCCGCAUGUACCAAGCUCUAAAGGAAGCCCUAGCAAUCAUUGGCGAUAUCAGCACUAGCACUGUGUCAACCCCUGCACCACCUCCUGUAGAUGACUCUUGGCUUCAGCAGGCCCGCAGAUCACCUCCUCCAAGUCCCUCAACUCAGAGGAGGCCUACAUUAAAUAAUCCCCCAACCAGACCUUUAUCUGGCCGAGGACCUGCUCCUGCAAUCCCAUCUCCAGGCCCUCAGUCAGGGGCUCCCCCAGUCCCGUUCCGCCCAGGACCGUUGCCACCAUUUUCAAGUGGUGGUGAAGCCCAUGGAGGACCUCCCCAAGUUCCAUCCCGGCCGACGCGGGCUCCUCCCAGUGUCCCAAGUCGAAGACCACCCCCCUCACCUACUCGGCCCACUGUAAUUCGUCCAUUAGAUUCAUCCCUGUUAGACUAAAUGAAGUUUCUGGCAUGCCACUCAUUGUUAACCAAAUAUGUGGAAGCAAACUGCUUGAUAACUGUUGCAAUAACCAAUGUAUAGUCGCAUGUAUGGACGUCCAUAGGCAAGUAACCAAUUUUACUGAUAUAUCUCUGUCCAUUCUGCAUUGUUUAUGAGCUCUCAAAUGUUUUGGGAAGGUCUGUGCUGUCUUGACUUUUCCUUCUGCAGUAGCUGAUGUUAGCUAAUGUACUGACACACGUGUUCACCCAGGCACCCGUGCUCACAAUCCUAUACAGUCAAAGGAAGACUUGAGUCUGUGUUUGUGCACGUGUUGAUUUUAGCUGCUGCUUUUUCUCUUACCUGCCGAAAUCUUGCUUUUAUUUGUACCUUUCAUGUUUUCUGUCACGUGGUGUUUUACAGUUGUGCCCACUUUCUAUGUUAAUGGCUAAACUGGGCAGAGAAAAGCGUGGUUUCUUAUCAAGCUCUUCUGAAGGCCUCACGCUUUCAUCUCUCUUGCAAGGAGUUUGCUGGAACGCUGCUUCUCCUAUCAUUUUUUCUGAUCUGCAGCUAAGUUUAUAAGGAAUAUUGCUAAACUAGAAGGAUGUGUGUGAGACAGUGUGUGCUUCACUUUCCUUCCCCUCUGCUGACUGAUAGCAGAGCUGGUUGGGUGGCAGGUAAGGAGCAGGCUGCAGCACCCCGGCUUGUAAGCUGUGGAGCUGGCUCACCCUGCAGCAAAGAUUUGAGAAGGGCAUUUUGAAGAGCCAGUGUGUGACAGAGCAGGCUGUGCCAGCUUGCUUUGUCCUCUGGUAGCGCUCACUCACAUCGGUCCUCCCACUGAACUCAUGUGAAGCCUUGUGUGUAAGUGAGAGCAUGUGAUAUGUAUAUAUAUGCUGCGUGGAAGGGUCCAGAGAACUGAGAGAUGUAUAUAUGUAUAAAUAUAUGCACAGCUGUACAUGGGCCCACUGUGGGAGCCAGUUCAGAGCUAUGGCCUAGAUCUGCAUCUGGGCUUUCCAAGGGAUCCCAUUUGGGUUUGAGAUAUUUGCUCACACCAGUCGAUAAAGUUCCACAACGUCCACUAAGUAUUUUCCCUUUGUGUCUCUUGACAUUCUACUCACUUCAGAUUAGGAGUCAUUGUAUCCAAAAAGGUGCUGAGAAAUGCUCAGCUGUGCAUCCUGGCCAUGCAUUUUUUUUAGCAGAUGUUCACUUUCAGAAGUUCUCUGCCUGUUUUACACUGUGUAUUAAUGUAAUAUAAAAAACCUUUUGUCUUAACUGCGUUCCUUAACUUUAAACACUUAAGCUCAGCAACACCCCUGUAAUUUAAAACUUCUUGAGUUGACAGGAUUAAAACAGAGAUGAAGUUGGCCUUGUGUAGUCAGAAAAUAUUAAUUGCUGUUAUUGCAAUUAUGGUUACAGAUCCCUAGGCAAAGCGAUUGGUGGUUUCAAAGUCCCCCGCUAUAAUCAGUCUAAUAAAUUCACUUAUUGAAGCUGUAUGUAGGGCUCCAGUAUGCUGCAGCCCCGUGGUUAGGAAGAAUCCAAUCAAGGAGCCACAACCAGUGGGGAUUUUGCCCAUUAAAUAUUCCCAGGCCGCUGAUUGAAUAACAGUUACGUUCACUACCAAAGCAAAUCGUGUUUCUGCUUGUAGAAGAGAAACGAGUUCGGGAAAGCAUCGUGAUUUGUAUGCUAGCCUGACUUUAAUUUCCUGUCAACCACACACUUGUGACACACACCUGGGGAGCUGAGGUCAACAUCUGAAGCACGGGGAAACUUGUCAGAGCACCGGCAUCUCGGUGAGCUCAGAAGAUUGCUUAAAUGGCUGCUGUUUGUUUGGGGAGUAGGCUUAGAUCCUCCACGCGGAGCACACAGAAUCAGCUUUCAAGGAUGAAAAGGUUGUAAAGUCAACCGCAUUGUUCCACCUCAGCCACAGAAAGUCACCUUAAUCCCAGAUGUUGGUAUUCGUUCAGUGCUACGGCGAGCCCAUGGGCUGUGUUCAUCCCACUUUAUCCUAAGCACUUGGCUGAGUUGUCCAAGCUCUCCCAUUUGUUCUGUGGAAAGAGAAGGGAUGACUCAGACUGGUGUAAUUGCUUGGAAGAUGAGGGUGGCAAUGCCGGUAAGUUAGGAGCCUCAAUUAAAUGAUGUAGGUUUUGACUUAAAAAGGUGUGCUUAAAUCUUCUGUACUUGAGACUCCUUAAUUUACUUUGAUGACCCUUUCUGUCAAGAGUAAGGAAAUAGCACAGCUCAGUGCAGUGGCCCCAGUGUCAGCAGCAGUGCAUUCUGCACGCAGUUUUGAGCUCAUUUGAGGCUGCGCAGCCUUCCCAUCCUCUACAUCUCCAUCACAUCUAAAUAGGAACCUGCUCCUGAAAUACAGAGCUUUGAGACGUGUAAGCUAAUAACUGGUGUUGAGCACAGAUCCAUGGAUUGAUGAAUUCACCUCGAAUGUAUUGCAUAUACACUUUUUAGAAUAAACUAUAAAGAAUCGUUCCUAGGAAACAUGCUAAUUGCUUCCCAAGAAAUUGCCACUUGCAAUUGACUACAUACUCUCCUCCCUAGCUUUGACCCAUUUUCCUCGUGCUGUACAGUGCCUGGAAUGUGUUUGUUUGUCCUGCUGGCUCCUGAUUCUGGUAAGCUGUGUCUCUCCCAUCCCUUGUUCUCAGAGGAGCAAGUUGGC